Fusarium sp. VM40 is the source of this 1251-nucleotide messenger RNA. The record is from the annotation of a GenBank genome assembly. Lineage: Eukaryota; Fungi; Ascomycota; Sordariomycetes; Hypocreales; Nectriaceae.
AUGAUGAAGAACUUUCUUUUGCUCGCUGUGCUUGUAGUAGCAAGCUUGGUUACUGCUAUUGCUACGCCUCAGCCCAAGGGCAGAAAGGGGUUCACCCUCGAGGCGGCCAAGAACACCAACUCCAAGCCUGACUUUGUUCGAGAAUGGGUGGCUGCUCGACUGAAGUGGGGAGCACCUGUCUCUGCGGAGGUUCUGUCUGCUUUCUCGCUACUGGAUGAAGAGGGCCGUGUGAACGUGCACCCCCUUGGAAAUGAUUCCAUCUACAUUGCCGACGUUCAAGUCGGCACUCCACCCCAAAUCCUCAAGAUCGCAAUGGAUACCGGGUCUGCAGACUUGUGGGUGCAAUCUACCGAUACAAUCUAUCGAGCCAAUCCCGAAGGCCCUUGGGCUCCUCAAUACAAGCCCAACUCUUCCAAAACAUCUCGCCGCCUCCAUGAUGCAGAAUGGAACGUCGAGUACGUUGACGGCACUCAUGCCAAUGGUAUCGUCUACCUUGAUACCCUUCGUCUAGGAGCCCUCGAACUCAAAAACACGGCUAUUCAAUCCGCUCAAAUUGUCGCUCCACGCUUCGAACGUGAGACUGAGCUCACGGGCAUCAUGGGCCUUGCCAAGUCUCUUCCUAGCAAUAUAGACCCUCCUACUCCGUCUCUGCUUGACAAGCUCCGCCCACUACUUGACGAACCCGUCUUCACUGUUGAUCUGCGACGAAACGCCACGGGUCGCUUUGACUUUGGCCAAAUUGAUGAGACCCGAACCAAGGACAAUAUCUCCUGGAUGGCCACACGGGAGGACAGUCCCCACUGGGAUGUCACAUUCGACAUGACAGCUUGGACUGGUCAACGUCGGGUCUGGAUGGCUCAUACUUUUGAGGCUACCGUCGACACGGGCACUACCCUGCUAUACCUGCCUGGAGAGCUUGCGGGCUUGUACUGGUACGAUGUGCCAGAGAUGAAAAUCGACCCUCGCCUUGGAGACGCAUUUACGUUCCCUUGCAAGUUCGCCAACCAGCUGCCAGAUUUAAUGCUCAAAGUGCCAGGUACAGAGCACGUCUUGAAAAUCCCCGGACCGUAUCUCAGCUACAGCCCUACCGACAACGAUCCGGAAUACUGCUGGGGUGGUUUGCAGAGUGCAGAGAGCCUUGGCGUAACCAUCCUUGGCGACGUGGCGCUCAAGGCGCUCUAUGUUGCAUUUGAUCUUGAAAAGAAGAAGGUUGGGUUUGCCAACAAGGAGCUCGACGAUAUUGAUGGAUGA